AUGGCCGAGGAGGCCACAUCUGUAGCCACCCUUCCCAGAGGCCAGGCCAGAGCCACGCUGCACCUGCAGCCACAACCUGCUACAAAAGGAGUCCACGCUGCCUUGCUGGGCCAGAAGGAGGCGGCGGAGCACCAGCCCGGCCAGGAGGGUCCGGACCUCCACGUGGUCACAGGCAGCUUUAGUCAACCCCAAAUUCUGAAGCACCUCACCCACAGCCACCCUGCUCACAGCACUCACAGCUACCCUGCCCACAACACCCACAGCCACCCUGCUCACAGCACUCACAGCUACCCUGCCCACAGCACCCACAGCCACCCUGCCCACAGCACCCACAGCCACCCUGCCCACAGCACCCACAACCACCCUACUCACAGCUCCACUGCCCUUGCACACUGCACUCUCCCACCCCGCAAGCCCCCAGGAGCCGGGGUCACCCAGGCCUCGGGUGAGUGUCCACACGGGGCAUCCCGAGUGGACACCGGGCCAGCAUCACCCUUGCCAGUGAAGCAGCCUCCUCCGGAUUUGAAGAGUGUCAAGGGCACGCCUCGGGGUCCAGCGAGGGACCAGCUGGCUGAGGGGCAGGGACUCCGCUCCCCUGCCGCGGCACCUGUGAGCUCCCGCUGUGGGGCUGACCGUGGUCGCACUCACGCCAACACUGGCAAGGAAGUAUGA
Molecule: messenger RNA, 672 nt
Organism: Dipodomys ordii (Ord's kangaroo rat)
Lineage: Eukaryota; Metazoa; Chordata; Mammalia; Rodentia; Heteromyidae
Product: histidine-rich glycoprotein-like
Exons: 5
Coding region: 1-672 (223 amino acids)
Source: RefSeq, a predicted model, not a curated record